GGUAGCACGAACAUUGCUUCUUCCAUAUCAUUGCCUGUUUGGAAGAUCAAAUGCCAGCCUGGCAACAUCAUACAAUCUGCCGAUGAAGUUCUGAUCAUCCUCAAAGCGAUGAAGACCGAGAUCAAUAUUCUUGCAGGAGAAGAAAAUAUUGGAAAGGUGGUGAAAAGCCUGGGUAAAGGGAUCAGGAAAGGACCAAGUGUCCAAGCGGGGGACAUUCUCGUGUGGUUUGAAUAGUGAAUUGUAGCAUGUCUAGGUAUGUAACAAAUAAAGACUCGAGAGCAUUACGAGGGGGGGAACGUAAAACCCUAUGCCAUAUUUUCCUUAUGGGCUUGGAGUUU
Messenger RNA from Suillus clintonianus, 338 nucleotides. RefSeq lists its product as uncharacterized. The record is from RefSeq and is a predicted model, not a curated record. NCBI's taxonomy places the organism in Eukaryota, Fungi, Basidiomycota, Agaricomycetes, Boletales, Suillaceae. The annotation marks the transcript as partial. The transcript has a single exon.